AUGAGCAAGGAGAAGAUUGGUGACAUCCCAAAAAUAACCCCUCUCCAAAUCGCAUUAGGUUAUCCGCGAACCGAUCCCUCCAGCCGAUUCUUCGUGCAGACUUAUAAGAAAUUUAUUGAGGGGCAUAAGACCAGCGAUGGGAUGACUGGGGUUUCCCUGAUCAAAUGGACCGAUGCAAGACAGAGAGUUGAGCUCGAGUCUAUGGCGAAGAAAUUUGCAGUCAUUGAAGGCCGAGGAAAGCAAUUUUGGCCAGCCAGCGAGAUCUCUUCUUCUGAGGACUCACUGAUCUGGCCACGAGAUGAUCUCAAAAUCAUCAAGCUGCUUGCCCAACUCUUUUUUCGUCACAACCAGCAAGAACACCAGAAGGGUCUUAACUCACCAUCCAAAAAGAAACAAGCUGUACGCCAUGAGAGGCAGAGAUCUCAAACACUUGGACAAAGUCACGCGAUAUCACCUUCAGUUCCAAGUGAGGAAAUGGAUACAGACCCAUUCAACGACGUCGAUUCGGAUGAUGACCUUCCAGACGUAGACCAUAUUUAUUCACGCAGUAGGGGACCAGAUAACCAAACUUCAUCGGCAGGGAACGGGUGUAACACUACACCGCCACCUCACGCCUCCACAACUGCCAUAAAUACUCCGAACGAAACUGCAGUUUCUUUUGCGCCAACUGCCCCUGUUGCUCAGAUGACUGAACGCCUAGAUGCCACCGCAGUGUCUGAGACAGUCUCUCGAGCUAUAGAUGGUUUCACUGAGAAAUACACUUCAUCGGGCCGCAGCUGUCGGCCAGUCCAACGCCAAAACUUUGUCGAAACACCAACCUUUGACACGGAGGAUGAUUCUCAAUCUGUGUCGCCACCUCCAAGUCGACAAAGUGAUCCGGGAUCCCGUGUUAGCCCAGAACUUGGAACUGAAACUCCUGGGGCUUCUCAUGUCGGAACUCCGCAGAACCCUCGCGCCACGUCGGAGCCAACGCCCUUUGAUAGGACUCAGCUGGCUACUGAGGAUAUAACCCCUGUACUAGAGGCAAAUCAAGCGACGAGAGCUAUGCCUCCCCCUCCUCUCCCUCAGGCUAUAUAUCAUACACCAGAGGCUACUACUAGAAGGCCAAGAUACGAUAUUAAAUACAGUGUUGAAAGGUCACCCGGAAACUUCACGCUAUGGGAGCAUUACGACAGAUUCCUCCCCAUGCCAAUGUCGGAGUUUCAAUUUAUGCAUGGCUUUAACGACAUUGAAGCUGUACGAUUUGUUGUUCAGCGGGAAGGUAGGAGUUGGGAUGAUAAAGUCCAUAAAAACGACGAUGUUGCGUUUCAGGAUAUGAAAGUUCGCUUCAAAGGCCUGAUCAGAAAUGAUUUGGAUAGCCUUGGCCCCGACUGCGGUUAUGUUCCAUACGAUAUCUGGAUCAUUCCAAUUAGGAGUUCUGAAAACGAGGGAAAGUAUUUUCGAGAGCAGUCGAUCACGUUGUGA
This is a messenger RNA of Fusarium tjaetaba, 1464 nucleotides long. RefSeq lists its product as uncharacterized. The transcript is spliced from 4 exons. Bases 1 to 1464 code for a protein of 487 amino acids. The record is from RefSeq and is a predicted model, not a curated record. Lineage: Eukaryota; Fungi; Ascomycota; Sordariomycetes; Hypocreales; Nectriaceae.